AUGGAUACUUGCAAUGCAAAGCCUCUUGAUUAUUACCAAUAUAAUCCUUUUUCCAGAAUAAACCGCUUUUCAAUUAUUGAAUCUACUCUACGAGAAGGAGAACAGUUUGCAAAUGCAUUCUUUGACACAAAUACCAAGAUCAAGAUUGCCGAGGCUUUGGAUGCAUUUGGUGUCGAGUACAUUGAACUUACCUCACCAGUAGCUUCCAAGCAGUCUCUCCAUGAUUGCCAAGCUAUUUGUAAAUUGAAUCUCAAGGCCAAAAUCUUGACUCAUAUCCGGUGCCAUAUGGAUGAUGCACGUAUUGCGGUCGAGUCAGGUGUUGAUGGAGUUGAUGUUGUUAUUGGGACAUCCUCUAUUUUACGCAAGUUUUCUCAUGGCAAAGAUAUGGACUAUAUUCUGAAGCAAGCUACAAAAGUAAUUACCUAUAUCAAGAGUACUGGGCUGGAGGUGCGUUUUUCAUCCGAGGAUUCGUUUCGAAGUGAUUUAGUUGAUUUGCUUACUCUUUACCGUGCUGUUGACAAACUUGGGGUGAAUAGGGUAGGCAUUGCAGACACGGUUGGAUGCGCUGAUCCUCGACAGGUGUAUGACCUGGUUCGUAUUUUACGAUCAGUGGUUAGCUGUGAUAUCGAGUGUCAUUUUCACAACGACACGGGUUGUGCUAUUGCCAAUGCAUACACUGCGCUUGAAGCAGGAGCUACCCACAUUGAUACAUCUAUCCUUGGAAUUGGAGAGCGCAAUGGCAUUACCCCACUAGGAGGGUUUAUCUCUAGAAUGUAUACUGCGAACAAAAAAGGGGUUAAGGGCAAGUAUAAGCUUGAGCAGCUGCGUGAUCUAGAGAAUCUGGUGGCAGAUGCAGUUCAAAUCCAGGUACCUUUCAACAACUACAUUACGGGGUACUGUGCCUUUACGCAUAAAGCAGGAAUUCACGCCAAAGCGAUUCUAAACAAUCCAUCGACUUAUGAAAUUCUUCGUCCAGAGGAUUUUGGUAUGGUGCGAUAUGUCAAUAUUGGGCAUCGCCUGACUGGGUGGAAUGCAGUCAAAAAUCGAGUCAACCAGCUCAACCUGUUGCUUAGUGACAAUGAGAUCAAAAAUGUAACUGCGCAAAUCAAGCAUGUUGCUGAUAUUCGGCCUCUGGGGAUUGAAGAAGUAGAUACACUUUUGCGAAAAUUUCAUGACAAAAUCAUUGGCAUUAGUGCUGAGCCGGAGCCGGAGCCAAUGCUUGACAGUUCUCCAAGAGCAUGUCUUGAGAACUGA
This is a messenger RNA of Batrachochytrium dendrobatidis JAM81, 1254 nucleotides long. RefSeq lists its product as uncharacterized. NCBI's taxonomy places the organism in Eukaryota, Fungi, Chytridiomycota, Chytridiomycetes, Rhizophydiales. Gene Ontology annotation, cellular component: mitochondrion. Gene Ontology annotation, molecular function: homocitrate synthase activity. The coding region runs from base 1 to 1254 and encodes 417 amino acids. The transcript has 6 exons. The record is from RefSeq and is a predicted model, not a curated record.